Salvelinus sp. IW2-2015 is the source of this 988-nucleotide messenger RNA. Its product is annotated as gamma-glutamylcyclotransferase. Gene Ontology annotation, molecular function: gamma-glutamylcyclotransferase activity. NCBI's taxonomy places the organism in Eukaryota, Metazoa, Chordata, Actinopteri, Salmoniformes, Salmonidae. The record is from RefSeq and is a predicted model, not a curated record.
CAUUCUCUAGAGACAGCAAGUAAUAAAAUGACAACAUUACCAACUGGUUAACAUACUCACCGUCACAAAGCGGAUAGACCAUGUCAUACCUUACUUACACGAUUUUACUUGCACUGUUCCAUCAACAAAUUGCAUCAAAAGCGGUUCCUGCCACCGCUGAAAAUAAUGGAACAAGUGUUUCAAACACAUCCGUGUCCGACUACUUUAUGUAUUUCGCUUAUGGCAGUAAUCUGUUGAAGGAAAGACUGCAGCUGAAGAAUCCAUCCGCGGUUUUUGUUACAACGGGCAGUUUGAAGGAUCAUGUGAUUCAAUUUGGAUACUGGAAGAAAGAGUUCAACAACACCAACUCUUGGCAUGGUGGUGUUGCUACUAUAGAAGAGUCCAAGGGAGAUGUGGUCUGGGGAGUGGUCUGGAAGAUGGACAAGGACAACCUCAUCAGUUUAGACAAGCAGGAAGGAGUGGGAAUAGGAUUCUACAGUCCACUAGACGUUACCAUUAACACAGACGAGGGAGAGGUCCUCUGUCGAACCUACCAGAUGAACAACUUCACACUUCACCAGACCUCGCCUCCAUACAAACAGGUUGUUUGUCUUGGAGCAAAACAAAACGGCUUACCUCUGGAUUACAUUAAGAAGCUGGAGGCAGUGGAAACCAACGGCUACAGCGGUCCGUCCAUUUUAGAUGACAUCACCGCAUUGAAACCUGCUGAUAAAGGAAAAAGCUUGUAGAUGGUACCAGAGGAACGAAGAUGAAAGAGAAAUCACUUAAUGUAACAACCUUAGAGGGAAAUUGACAUAAGACUCAGUUGUCUAAGUUCAAAUGUCCCUGUUGUACUCUUGUGCAACAAUCAGCUUAAGUAAAAAUGCAUUAGAGUAAAUAAAAUUAAAACUAAAAGUGGCACACUGGUAUAUAUUCCCAAAUGUUCUGUGUAAAAUGUGAGCCAGUCAUUUUAGAUGUGAUACCAAAUAAAUUGAAAAAUGAAUGACAA